UGCCCCCGGGCGCGGGAGCCAGGACCUGAUGCUGUCAGUGCCAGCGUGAGCUCAGCUGGUCGCAGAGGGCAAGGACGGCUGCAGGAGCUUGCUGAGAGACCCCGAGGUUGGAAGCAGGAACCCGCGAGGCGGGUAAUGCUGGGGGCUCAUCCACCGCGGACACCCAGAUACUCAGGACAGCACUAUGGGGGACUUGCAGGAGGACUACGAAGAAGGGCUGGAGGAGAUUCUAGAGGAAGGAGAAUAUGAAGACCCAGGGGUGUCCAUGCCCCAGGUGGAGGAGCCGUCUGCCUCUCCCUUCGAGCCGGCGCCCACAGACUACCAUACCACCACAUCGAGCCCGGGCACCCACGAGCUCUAUGUGGAGCUGCAGGAACUGGUGAUGGAUGAGCGGAACCAGGAGCUGAGAUGGAUGGAGGCAGCGCACUGGGUGCGCCUGGAGGAGAACCUGGGCCGCGACGGGGCCUGGGGCCGCCCGCACCUGUCCUACCUCACCUUCUGGAGCCUCCUGGAGCUGCAAAGAGUCUUCGUCAAGGGCAGCUUCCUCUUGGAUCUUGCUGAGAGCUCCCUGGCCGGAGUCGCCAACCAGCUUCUGGACAGGUUCAUCUAUGAGGAGCAGAUCCGGCCUCAGGACCGAGACGAGCUGCUCCGGGCACUGCUACUCAAACACAGCCAUGCUGGGGAUCUGGAGGCUCUGGGGGGUGUGAAGCCUGUGGUCCUGACCCGCUCUGGGGACCCCUCACAACCUCUUCUCCCCCAAGAGGCUUCAUUGGAGACGCAGCUCUUCUGUGUCCAGGGAGAGGCGCCCGCACCAUCAGGAAUCCUAGAAAAGAUCCCCCCGGAUUCGGAGGCCACUGUGGUGCUAGUAGGUCGUGCCACCUUUCUGGAGCGGCCGGUGCUGGGCUUCGUGCGGCUGCAAGAGGCAGCACCACUGGAGGCCUUGGAGCUGCCCGUGCCUGUACGCUUCCUGCUCGUGUUGCUGGGGCCCGAGGCCCCCCACACUGACUAUACUCAGCUGGGCCGGGCCGCCGCCACCCUCAUGUCAGAGAGGGUGUUCCGCACCAGGGCCUACCUGGCCCAGAGCCCGGGGGAGCUGGUGCAUUGCCUGGAGGGCUUCUUGGACUGCAGCCUGGUGCUGCCUCCUACGGACUUGCCCUCCGAGCAGGCCCUGCUGAGCCUGGUGCCCGUGCAGCAAGAACUGCUCCGAAGACGCUACCUACCCAGCCCUGCCAAGCCGGACCCUAGCUUCUACAAGGGCCUAGACCUGAAUGGGGGUUCCGGGGUGCCUGGCAGCCCAGAGGACCCUCUGCAGCGGACAGGCCGGCUCUUCGGGGGUCUGGUGCGUGAUAUCCGGCGCCGCUACCCAUACUACCUGAGCGACAUCACGGACGCACUUAGCCCUCAGGUGUUGGCUGCUGUCAUCUUCAUCUACUUUGCUGCCCUGUCACCUGCCAUCACCUUCGGCGGCCUCCUGGGAGAAAAGACCCGGAACCAGAUGGGGGUAUCAGAGCUGCUCAUCUCCACGGCAAUGCAGGGCAUCCUUUUCGCCCUCCUGGCGGCUCAGCCCCUGCUGGUGUUGGGCUUCUCAGGACCCCUGCUGGUGUUUGAGGAAGCCUUCUAUAUGUUCUGUGAGAGCAAUAACCUGGAGUACAUCGUGGGCCGGGCGUGGAUUGGCUUCUGGCUCAUCCUGCUGGUGCUGCUGGUGGUGGCCUUCGAGGGCAGCUUCCUGGUCCGCUUCAUCUCACGCUACACCCAGGAGAUCUUCUCCUUCCUCAUCUCCCUCAUCUUCAUUUUUGAAACCUUCUCCAAGCUGAUCAAGAUCUUCCAGGACCACCCGCUGCAGGCACAGUACAACUUCAGUGUAUCCACGAAGCCCAAACCACAGGGCCCUCUACCCAACACUGCCCUCCUCUCUCUUGUGCUCAUGGCCGGGACCUUCUUCUUUGCCAUGAUGCUGCGCAAGUUCAAGAACAGCUCCUACUUUCCUGGCAAGCUGCGUCGGGUCAUCGGCGACUUUGGGGUCCCCAUCUCAAUCCUCAUCAUGGUGCUGGUGGACUCCUUCAUUCAGGAUACCUACACUCAGAAACUCUCGGUGCCCAGUGGCCUCCAGGUGUCCAACUCUUCGGCCCGUGGCUGGGUCAUCCACCCGUUGGGCCUAUUCUCCCCCUUCCCACUUUGGAUGAUGUUUGGGGCAGCCCUGCCAGCCGUGCUUGUCUUCAUCCUCAUAUUCCUGGAGUCUCAGAUUACCACGCUGAUCGUCAGCAAACCAGAACGCAAGAUGAUCAAGGGUUCUGGCUUCCACCUGGACCUGCUGCUGGUGGUGGGCAUGGGUGGAGUGGCUGCCAUCUUCGGGAUGCCCUGGCUCAGCGCGACCACUGUGCGCUCUGUCACCCACGCCAAUGCCCUCACUGUCAUGGGCAAGGCGAGCAGCCCAGGGGCUGCGGCCCAGAUCCAGGAGGUCAAAGAGCAGCGGAUCAGUGGGCUCCUUGUGUCCCUGCUUGUGGGCCUGUCCAUCCUCAUGGAGCCCAUCCUGUCCCGCAUCCCACUUGCUGUACUCUUUGGAAUCUUCCUGUACAUGGGGGUCACGUCCCUCAGCGGCAUACAGCUCUUUGAUCGCAUCUUGCUUCUGCUCAAGCCUGCCAAGUACCACCCGGAUGUGCCCUUCGUCAAGCGGGUGAAGACCUGGCGUAUGCAUUUGUUCACGGGCAUCCAAGUAAUCUGCUUGGCUUUGCUGUGGGUUGUGAAGUCCACUCCCGCUUCGCUGGCCCUGCCCUUCGUCCUCAUCCUCACUGUGCCCCUGCGCCGCUUUCUGCUGCCCCUUAUCUUCAGCAACCUGGAGCUCCAGUGUUUGGACGCUGAUGACUCCAAGGCCACCUUUGACGAGGAAGAAGGUCGGGACGAGUAUGAUGAAGUGGCCAUGCCUGUGUGAGCGGCCACCUUAGACCCCACAUGGCUUCCUCCAACCUCAGCAACUUUUAUUCGCCCACCUGCCAGGAAAGCACAAGUUUAUGGGCACCUCAUGGACUCCCAGGCUCCUCCUGAGAAAUGACUGUGGUCCUAAGGGUAGGGGUGGGAUGGGAGGAGGGAGAUGGGUUCCUAAGAAAGGGCCACAGGAAGUAGGCUGACUGCUGGCUGGACCAAGGAGGCCCACAGAAGGGAACUUGGUCCACAGUCCCCCCAAUGCCAUGCUACCACAUGGGGGUUGCUAGUGGAAGCCUGAGAUCUGAGCUGUGUCCCUUCAUGGCACACAGAGGGGCUACUUAGGGUGGGGGGAGGGUGGGGCUCCAGCUUGCUAUAUGACCCUGGGCAUGUCUUUGGCACUCCCCACCCCUACUUCUUCUUCCAUAACAUGGGUUGUGAAUAACAGCAUCCAUAGGACAGAGUGAUCACCAAGCACAAUUAAGUGGUGGAGGUUGGAGAGAAGGCUUUGUUAACUGAAAAGACAGUAGUCACCAAGCCUGCCCAAAGCCACACAGCUCCAGCGCCAGGUCCCUGAUGGUCACCUGCCGCCCCAGGCCCAGGGUGCCCCAAUGACCUGUUUACCCUCUCUUCCCAAGUCCAGGCUGAAGCCCUCUGGGGUUGCAGAGAGCUGUUCCUGGGGAGGGCAGGCUGUGGGUGAGGACCAGGUGUGGGGCAGGGUCUACCGGACUCUGGCUCCUUCACCUGAGCACUCCUUCAUUCUAUAAACAUGUCCUGAAGGCCCUGAACCCUGUGGGCUCUGAGCGGACUGAGCUGGACCCCACCUGGGGUGGGCCUAGUGGAGCACUGCAUAGGUUGUUCUAGAAUAGGGGAGGGGGAGGGAUGGACAGGAGGAGGAGAGGGUUGUAAUUUAUUGUGUAUUUUCUAAAGGCUUUCAUUAUACUUUAGCUGCACACAGGCUCCCAGACCCUCCCCCGACCACAAUAAGAGAGCGACUGUCCCCAACCCCCUCCAAACCCAGUCCUGGGGAGAACCCAGCUGUGACAAAUGGGGAAGGAGACAGCAGGCUCUCUAAAAUGUAGAGGGGGGAAAAAAUCUAUUUUUUUUAUAAAACAAAAAUAUAAAAAGUUGCAAGAACUGGGAGUAGUGAGGGAUAAAAGGAACUAAAAAUCUAGAGGGACCACAAAGAAAGGAGGUGGCGACGAGGCUCUUAGGGCAG
Messenger RNA from Ochotona princeps (American pika), 4138 nucleotides. RefSeq names its product solute carrier family 4 member 1 (Diego blood group) (gene SLC4A1). Gene Ontology annotation, biological process: transmembrane transport; bicarbonate transport; regulation of intracellular pH. Gene Ontology annotation, molecular function: bicarbonate transmembrane transporter activity; monoatomic anion transmembrane transporter activity; solute:inorganic anion antiporter activity. The record is from RefSeq and is a predicted model, not a curated record. Lineage: Eukaryota; Metazoa; Chordata; Mammalia; Lagomorpha; Ochotonidae. The transcript has 20 exons. The coding region runs from base 185 to 2929 and encodes 914 amino acids. Gene Ontology annotation, cellular component: plasma membrane; basolateral plasma membrane.